AUGCCCAUUCGCAUGCUUGUGGUUCUGGCCGUGGUCGCGGUCGUGGCGGUUGGCCUCAUGCUCGCUCCGGUUGGCGCGUCUUCUUCUUUCGUGACGCCGUCGAUCGAGCAAUGCAAGUCGCAGCUGCCGUCACCUUCGACGACGAUUGCGGUCACGUCGUACCCGGCGUUCAAGAACAUGGUCCUCACCAAUGUGAGUCACGACAUGCCGCGAAGCGUUUUUACGACCACUGGUGCUGGACUCUCGCUGUUUGUUCCGCGCGCGAGCGGCUACGCAGGGAUGAUGGUCCUGUAUCCGGGUACGGUCCGCCUCCCCUCGCAAGGCCAUGGCGUGGACAUGGACCGCGACGGGCUGGACGACAUUGUGUUCCAGGCUGAAGGUCUUGGCGUUGCGUGGCUUCGCAAUCUCGGCAACAACGUGUUUGAUGUCACUAAUCCCAUCGUCAUUACUCCGGGCUGGGCCUCGUCAAAUCUGGUCGCCGUUGCCGACCUCGACGCCGACGGCGACGAGGAUCUCAUUUUCAACGCCUACAACGACUACCGAUGGAUGGCCAACGGCGGUGACGGAAGGUCGUGGACCGAAAACAUCAUUCCCAGCCCGCCGCUUCUCUUUAGUCAGAAGAACUUGAUCGUCGCAGACUUUGGAGGCAACGCCACACGCGAGAUCAUUGUGGACAACGGAUCUGGUCGUGCCUACCUGCUCUUCGACGACGGCUCGCUAACCUGGUCCGGCCGCAAGCAAAUUGUCUUCUCGGACAUCGAGAAGACAGGCAUUGUCGUGGCCGACAUGAACGGCGAUGGUCAACUUGACCUUGUUGUGCCGCAUAGCAACAGAGUGUUCUUCGCCCGCAAUCUGGGCUUGUCAUCUUUCUGGCCCUCGUCGAACGUGUACACUAGCGCCGGCUCGAACUAUGUGGCUGUCGGCGAUGUCGACAAUGACGGUGACAACGACGUCAUUCAUGCUGGUCCCUUUAGCAGCCUCGUUCUCUCCCGCAACUCAGGAACCGGCACGUUCUCGAGCUCCUACAUCACCGUCAGCAAUGCUCAGUCAGCGUUCCUAGUCGACCUCGAUGGCUCUGGCGUACUUGACCUGAUCACCGGCUACAGCUUCAACUCUGGCUUUAGGACAUAUCGUGGCUACGGCACCGGCUCGUUUUCCUCUCUCAGUUCGCCGCCUACACUCAACCACAAUGUCAAGACGGCCCAGGCCGUAGCUGAUGUCGACGGUGACGGGCGACUUGAUGUCAUUACCUCGUCGCUCACCGGCACGGUCUGGGCCCGCAACGCUGGCAACUCUGUAUUUGAAGGCAUUCGCAGGAUCACGUCAAGUGGUGCUGACCACGUGGCUGUGACAGACUUUAGUGCCAGUGGCCGGCCUGACAUUGCACUUGCAGUUGGCAAAGAGCUCCGCCUCCACACAAGCAACCCAAGCUCCAUCUCUGGCUUUGAUGCCGGUGUCGUCAUCGUCACUGCUCCCACGGCGAUCACUGCGUUGGCCGUGGCGUACAUCGAUUCUGGCUCCGCACCCGAUGUUGCGUACACCACAUCCUCCACUCUGUACACGCUGACAGCAACAGGCGCGUCAUCAUUUGCGGCACCAACAUCUGUGGACAACUCGCUCUCGGGUGCGACAGCGGUGGUCAGCGCCGAAUUGACAGGCGAUGCUGCGGCAGACCUAGCCGUGGCGACGUCAGGCGAUAGAGCCAUUGGGCUCUACAUCCACGACGGCGUGGCCGGCUUUCGCGCGCGCGUUGUGCUUGUGGCUGGCGUUGCGCCGUUCUCUUCGCUCCUUGCUGCCGACGUUGACGUUGACGGUGACCUCGACCUGGUGUACUCGGCGAAGAGUUUCGCUUUCGUUGGCUGGUUGGCCAACGCUGGGUUAGGUGCCUCGUUUGGCGACGCGACGUCCAUCACGGAGGCCGCUUUUGGGGUCGUCUCGGUGGCAGUCGGUGACAUUUCCGGCGACAGUGUGCCUGACAUGGUCAUCGCCGAUACAGCCGGCACCACACUCGUCCGUGGGGCAGGCGGCGGAAAGUUUGCCACGCCGGACACCGUCACUACGGUGACUGCCUACUUUACCGGCAUUGCCGAUGUGAACAGCGACGGUAAGAAGGACAUUGUUGUGCGUCAACAGAACUCGCUUGUCUGGGUCCGCAACGCGCCGCAACCAGCGCAGUUUUCUGCGCUCGGCUCCGGCAUCGUGAGCACGCCGCGCGCGUCGGGCCGCCCUGAGAUGGUGGUUUUUGACGCUAAUGCAGAUGGGCGUCCCGAUGUCGCGGUUGCCCGCCCAGACCAGCUGCAGUGGCAACUGUUCAUCAAUCGCGGCGACGGUACUGUUAACCGCGUUGCAGCCGUCGACGCUUUCGGCGCCGCGCUGAUUGUUGCCGGAGACUUUGACGGAGACGGCGAUCUCGAUGUAGCACUGGCAAGUGUUGCGCCUAACGGCGCACCCUCUCUCGCAGUCUUCACCAACACCGAUGGCGCCGGCGGCUUUGCAGCAACCUCGCAGACAGCCGUGGCAUCGGCUGCCGAGCUGACUGCCGCGCCUCGCCAGUUGGCAGUCGCCGACAUCGACGGUUCUGGCCACCACGACUUGCUGGCACUCUUUCCAACCUCGGUGACCAUUUAUUCCAUGGCAAGGAACGGAUCUUUCGCGCCGAGGCAUGUCACCUUUGCUCCGCCCGGUCUCCCAGUCGCGAUCACCAGCCUCCGCUCACUCUCUGUCAUUGACGUCGAUGGCGACGGGGUGCUUGAUCUUGGCUUGUUGGCCGACGCUCCGAGGGCCGUGUUCUGGACUGCCGGGCGCGGCGACGGCUCGUUUGCCAGCGGGCAGUUGGUCAACACCUCGGUUGCGGGUGCGAACGACCACUACAUCGACGAUGUGGCGUGGUGCGACUUUAGUGGCGAUGGCACGGCAGACGUGGUUGUCACUGGCCGGCGGGCGGUGCCACCAAUGACCAACAUCCUCAGCAUGCUGCCGUUCAAUGCCGAGACCGGGCGCCACGACAUGACACCGUCGCGACAAUUUUCUGGUAGUUCAACACUCAUGGGUCGAUGCGGGGAUGUCAAUGGCGACGGCAUGGCCGACCUGGCUGUGCGCCAGAGCGGCAUUGAUCUCCACAUGUCGGCGCCAGGCUCGAGUCUUUUGACGUCGACGGCCGUCAAACAUGUGCUCUCGGGACGAGCUGAGCACAUUGUGUUUGAGGACAUGGACUCGGAUAGCUAUAUCGACGUCGUCAGUGUCAGCCCUGGAGUCGUCACCGGUUCGCCAUACCUUAUCGCGUGGUACGGUCAGCGGGCGCGUUCGGGCAUGGCGCAACCAGUCCCGCGCGUUUUGAGCGGUCGCAACGCGACACGCACCAACUCUGCGCGCACCGCCUGUACUGCGCCCAACUCGUUUGCUUGCCUUCGGGCACGCAUGGCGCACCUCUCGCCAUGUACAGUCGACACGCUUGUGCUCGAGGCUGGGACGUAUAGCUGCCGGACAGAGUCACAUGCGAGCUUGUACUCGUCGGCGCGGCUGACGGGCUCGAGUGUGCUGUUCAAUUGCAGUGGGCCCGAUGGCGAGCUUGGCGGUGUGCUCUUUCGGGCGACAACCGAUGCCAACAUUGGGGGGGGUGCAAGCGGAUGGCUUGAGGUGGACGGAGACAUUCGCAUUGCUGGCCUCGGCGUUGCGCGGCGCUCGGAGAUUGGGGCGCCAGGCCUUCGCGUUGAUGCGGCCGGAGCCUACAUGAGCCUGCAUGGCGUUACGGUGGAGGCCGCCAAAUCGGGCCCUCUCACUGGCUCGGUCCUCCACGAUGCUGGCCGCGGCGGAGCUGUGCUCGUUUCUGAUGGUGGCAAGCUGGUUGCAAGCCACGUCGCCUUUCGUGGGUGCUCUGCGAGCGAGCACGGUGGCGCGAUUGCAGUCCGAGGACGCGGCUCAGCAGCGACGGUUACAAACGCCGUCCUGGCGGCCAAUACCGCAGGCAGCGAGGGUGGGGCGGUGUCAGUGACGCUCGGAGGCACAGCGACCAUGUCUGCAAGCACGGUGUCCGGCAACCGUGCCGAGGGUGUUGGCGGCGGCGGGGUGUUUGUGAGCGGAUUGAGCUCGCUGACGGCAAGCAGCGUGGUGUUGUCAGGCAACCAGGCGUCGGUUGGGAUCGGCGGUGCAAUUCUCUCGGUCGAGUGUGCCAAGGUCACGCUCUCGGGUAGCAUCGUGUCCGACAACGCUGCGCUGUCUGGCGGUGGCGUCGGGGCGGUGGCGGUGCUUGAGGAUGCCCAGACGGCUGCAGCGGCAGGCUCUGUGUUGGAGAUGCCAGCUGUGAGCGUGCCCCUUGAGAUCGGCGGCGGAAGCAGCGCUUGCGUGCAGCUCGACGGAGUUGCACUCAUCAACAACGCGGCGUCGUCAUACGGUGGUGGGUUGCUGGCGUGUGGCGCAUGGGUGAGUGUGACGGAGAGCGCAACGACGCAAUGGAGCGGAAACACGGCCGGGCGGACGUGGCGUCUGUGGCAACAGCGGCAGACGCAUUUCUUUGUGCCUCGCGCCAAGUAG
Messenger RNA from Thecamonas trahens ATCC 50062, 4530 nucleotides. RefSeq lists its product as uncharacterized. Bases 1 to 4530 code for a protein of 1509 amino acids. The transcript has a single exon. The record is from RefSeq and is a predicted model, not a curated record. Lineage: Eukaryota; Apusomonadida; Apusomonadidae.